AGUAAGAUACGUUGGUGAGGACACUUACGGUGAGCUACAAUGGAAAAGUCCUGGAUCCUGUGGAACUUUGUGGAAAGAUGGCUCAUAGCUUUGGCUUCGUGGUCUUGGGCUCUUUGCCGUAUUUCUCUUUUACCUUUAAUAGUGACUUUUCAUCUGUACGGAGGCAUUAUCUUACUUUUAUUAAUAUUCGUAUCCAUAGCAGGUAUUCUAUAUAAAUUCCAGGAUGUAUUGCUUUAUUUUCCAGAACAGCCAUCUUCUUCACGCCUUUAUGUUCCCAUGCCCACUGGUAUUCCACAUGAAAACAUUUUCAUCAGAACCAAAGAUGGAGUGCGUCUGAAUCUUAUUUUGAUAAGAUACACCGGAGACAAUUCGCCCUAUUCCCCGACUAUAAUUUAUUUUCACGGGAACGCAGGCAACAUAGGUCACAGGUUACCAAAUGCGUUGCUUAUGUUGGUUAACCUCAAAGUUAAUCUUUUGCUUGUUGAUUAUCGAGGAUAUGGAAAAAGCGAAGGAGAAGCGAGUGAAGAAGGACUCUACUUAGAUUCUGAAGCUGUGCUAGACUACGUGAUGACUAGACCUGACCUUGACAAGACGAAAAUUUUUCUUUUUGGCCGUUCCUUGGGAGGAGCAGUGGCUAUCCAUUUGGCUUCGGAAAAUUCCCAUAGGAUUUCCGCCAUCAUGGUGGAGAACACGUUUUUAAGCAUACCGCACAUGGCCAGCACUUUAUUUUCAUUCUUCCCAAUGCGUUACCUUCCUUUAUGGUGCUACAAAAACAAAUUCCUGUCCUACAGAAAAAUCUCUCAGUGCAGAAUGCCUUCUCUUUUCAUCUCUGGUCUCUCUGACCAGUUAAUCCCACCAGUAAUGAUGAAGCAACUUUACGAACUCUCCCCGUCUCGGACUAAGCGAUUAGCCAUUUUUCCCGACGGGACCCACAACGACACGUGGCAGUGCCAGGGCUACCUCACCGCCCUGGAGCAGUUCAUCCGGGAAGUCGUGAAAAGCCAUUCUCCUGAGGAGAUGGCCAAAACUGCAUCUAAUGUAACGAUUAUAUGAUGUUUUUUCUUUUUGAUUAAUGCACUGUAUUUUAAUUUGUGCAGAACGAUAAAGAAUGUUCCUUUCUAGAAGCGUGUUAUGUCUGUACUUGUCUGAAGAGUGACAUUAAACUUUGAAAGGACUUCAGUGCUCCUUUGAGAUGAUCCAAAUAGUUUUUUACAUUUGAAGAACUGUAAUUCUUGGGAUUAUUUCAUACCUUUUCGUCAGACCUUUCAGUGUGGUUAUGUAUCCAUAUCUUUAGUUUAAUAUGCCCGUUUGAUAGCUAUUGUAUUCAAAAGUUUCUUGUUGCUAAAGGGGUGUGCUUUGUGUGGCCCUUAGAUUCGUGGCUGGGUGUGGAAGGAGACUGGCCAACGAGAAACCUUUGGGUAUUAUUAUUCCUUUAGUAGGUACCGGGACAAUCAUGGUAAGCCAACUUAGUUCUGUAACUGCAUUCUUCACCUUAAAAGUUAAAAUGAAAUGCAUGAUGGUAUUUUCUUCCUUGAAUUAUGCAAUGCAUUGUUUUUAAUGUAAAUAGUACUGGUCCUCGACCGAUGUAUAUGGCAACCUGGGGUAUAUCUAUUUUUAUGUAAACUCUAUUUUGUUCUCGGCAAGAAGUGACAGUGAGGCCUGCGUGCAGGUUGCCACUGAAGUUUGCUCUGGCAAAUGCUGAGGUCCAGCUUUUUCUUAGAAGUCACCGGGACCCCGUUUUCCAAUAUCCACGUACCGUGUUUCGUUAGGUACAGUCUGGAUCAUGGCAUGUAAAAAUAGAAAUUUAGAAUUUUACUGCAGCUUUGAUGUGCAUAUUUGAACUUUUUAACAUUUGUAAUUUUGGUGGCAAAGAGAAUUUUAGCUUCUGUCAAUUUUGUAAGUCUACAGCUGAACCACUCCUAGCAGUCGUGAUGACUAGACCCUGUUUAAGAACUGAAUUAGCGAGUCUUACCACUGUACAGUUGUACAUGCUGUUUUGCAGAAAUUCCCACACUUGAUUUUUAAGUCCAGUGUCCAGGUACAUCUAGCCCACAAAAGCCAAGAUAUCAGUUAUUGGACUUUCUGAAAAUAAAACUUACAAAAUCAAAAGCAAAACACCUGUUCUUUGCUUUAAUGUUUCAGUUGUUCUCAUACAGAGCAGUAGAAGUUUCAGGAAGUCGCCUUUAUUUUUCUCCUGUUUCUAGGAGUGUGGGAAUGAAAGAACACAGGAACUUUUUCUUAGAGAGCCCAUUACCAUUUGUUAAGAGGUCGUAAGUGAGAAGUAGUAUUUAGACAUAGAGAAGAGUAAGAAAAAUCUUACUUAAAAAAAAAAGAGCCCCUUAAAAUUUGCAGAAUAUACCUUAAAAAUAUAAGCUAUGGGGUAUAAUUGUGCUACGUUGUUUCAAGCUCUCCUCAAAAAUUAGAUGUGAUUGAGCUCUGUACAUGAUGUUAGCUUUAACAUAGAACAUUUUGAAUAUUUUAGCUAUAUUUAUUGGCUUUGUACAAGCAGCUAGAACAGAGAAAUCAUGGGUCACUAUUCUUGACCUUAAUUUUAGAACCUUUCCAUGAAGAUAGUGCUAGAGAUACUUUUGCCAAAUAACAUUCUUACUCACUUCAUGUCAGUAUUUAGAAAAAAACCCUAGCAAGUAUGAUUUCUAAGACACUUUUUCUAUAAAUUAUUGUUUAAAAGUCAUGCUUUAAAAAAAAAAGUUGGUAAUGCAUAUCAUGGGAGGUAUAUGUUUAUGUUUAAAUUCACCACAGUUAAAGGAUACUUCUGAUCUUGUUCAUCACUGCGGCGUAGAAUGACCCCUACAGUAAUGCCUUCAAAAGAAACGAGUUACUACAGCAAAUGUCGUGUACUUAGCCUUGAGCUUGCCUGGUGCACCGUAGCUUUAUCAUCUGGAAGGAUCGAGCAGCUUUGUGUGUUUCCGUGGACUCAUUUAGCAUUCUGCUUGUGACCGGGGAUCAUCACCUUCUGUUGUGAAUAUGCUGAUGAAAGAUGAAAGCUUUUUCUUCAUCAGUGUUUUGUUCUUAUGCUGCCUUUUUCUUUUUUUUUAGGUCUAUAAACAAAAUUCCUUUCCCCUCUGAAGCCAGGAUUUCAAAACUUGUCCAGUACUUGUGUUCAUCCCCACCUUUGUUCUGUUCGGAAUAAGGGACGUGUGUUGCGGGGCUGCGUGUAGGAUUCUAGGACGUGCUCUCCCUGGCUUCUGUAUCCGAGGCUUCCUUAGAUAGGAGGAGGGCGGAGAACAAACUCUCGUGGCCCGCGGUCCGUGAAGCCCGGGGCGCCGUUUUUUCAGAACAUGUCCAAUUUUGUGGCCAAAGCACUUGGUCUUAAUAAAAUGCAAAUUCUUCAUGAGUUGCUCCUUCAUGUAGACCCAGGUCUUAGUGGGAGUUGAAGCGUGUCCGCCUUGUGUAUUUGUUUCUGAAUCAUUUUGCAAGAGCAGCUGUAGUAAGAAUUUAUGAAUGAAUUUUAAGUUUUUAAGCAACUGUAAACUAGGAAAUCCUAGAAUAAUUUUAAAUCUGGCAAGAUGCAAUUCAUUUAGGUGAAGAUCCAUUAUUUUAAAGGAUUAUUAGGGUGGGGGGGGAAUGGCAGAAAAUGGGGAGAAAUAGUAUGUGACAGAGAAAAGGUGCUAAAUGAAGAGAAAUAGCUGGAAAGGGAACCAUGACGUAGUUCUUAAAUGGAGAGCCAGGAAAUGAUUAAUGAUUAACUGAUAGGCUUGGGAGCAAAAGCUACCGAACAGUGCAAAACAACACGGGAAUGCAGGCCGCCUCUAUCCGAGAAAGUGACUAGGGCCCCGGGCGCUGCGAAUACCUGGACUGUGAGGUUGAUCUUUUUAUCAGACGGUACUUCCAGGUCUGUGACAGGGCGGCGGGAACUGGGUCACGAAGAGCCGCCGGCCGGUGGUGGGCACCCAGGUCCCAGGUUUGGUGACAAGCUGGCCUCACGGUGGUUCUUUCUGAGAAUUCAUCCACCUGACGCAGUUCUAUUCAUUUCUUACCUUGUAAGAUUUGCUUUGAGGGGGGACUAGGUUUGUCUGGUCCAGGUACAGAAUGAAGGCCAUAUUCAAUUUUAUAUAAAUUAUCUCCCAAGCUCAAUUUAAGACACGUUUUCAUUAUUGAGUCCCUUUCUUAAGGUUAGGUAAAAAAUAGGGUAAACUUUUUAAAAGGAUGUCACACAAGUCACUUUUAACUUAGGUCAUGAUUGAGAUGGAUUGAACUCCUCCACUGACCGCUCCCCUCUGUUUUUCCUAUUAAGUUUGACACCAAUUAUGAAGAAAGAAAAAAACUGUGAAAAAUACUAGUCAUAAUGCUUUUUGAUUAUCCACUUAAAUUUAUGUAUUUUCAUAUCACUCAGGUAAAGUCGGAUGUGACAAAGCACAGACAUCUAUUUUUUAAAUCAAUAGGGUAGAAAAUGAAAAGCACUUCUGUUUAUUUAUAUUACCAUAUAUGCAAUCAUCUUAGCGAACCAGGCAUAAUAUAUUCAUUUGUAUAACAAAAUAAACGCAUUCAUCCUAAUUAUAGUCAACACGUUUUUGCCAAAUGGCGCAAAUAUACCUCCAUUUAUAUUUUGUAUCUUAAAAUUGUAGUUUAAAAAUAGGACUAUGUAUAAGACACUUUUUACAAAAAGUGCCAUAUAUACAUGUAACAGGGAAUGAGUGUGUGUUGUUUAACAUGAUUUAUAACAGUUUCUGUCAGUACAGUGAAUACCGAAAAUUCAAGUUGUUUUCAGCACCUUCAGGUACCUUCAGGAUAAGAGAAGUUACCCCAGCCUCCUGAUGUAACUCAUAUUUUUGUUAUUUGCCAUACUUUAUCUGAAGCAGUAAUACAGUUUUAUAACAAAUUUGAAUGUUACAGUACACAGCACACUAGCCAUAGCGAGCAAACAUUUACAUUUGUUUUUUUUACAAUAGAUUUCUUUUAGAGCAUACUUUCUAUUUUUCUGUACUGACAUAUGCAAUAAAUUGAUAACAUUAAAGGUUUGAUUAAUGUCUUAAGAUAGUUUGUAGUCUUUUUCUCCCCCGCCCCCCUGCCAGUUUUCUAUUAACCUAAAUUAUAUGGUAGAACAUUAAGGUUUCCUUAAUGGUUAAAUAAAAUUUCUGAAUUUGUGCGGAAAUUAAUGAAUUUUUAUUGUAAUAAUGCCGUGGAUGAUAAGUGUAAGUUAGAUUUAUAUUCUCUUUUUUCAUAUUAUUUUCCCACAGACAUUUAAUUUAAGCUGAUAGUAAAUGUUUUCUGUAUAUUGGCUGCUGGAGAAUGAGGAGGCCCCAAAGCGUUUGCUGAGUUAAAUGAAUCUGGAAAUGAAUAAAUUUUAACUGUUCACAGUC
This is a messenger RNA of Suricata suricatta (meerkat), 5321 nucleotides long. RefSeq names its product abhydrolase domain containing 13 (gene ABHD13). Gene Ontology annotation, cellular component: membrane. The transcript is spliced from 2 exons. Lineage: Eukaryota; Metazoa; Chordata; Mammalia; Carnivora; Herpestidae. The record is from RefSeq and is a predicted model, not a curated record. The coding region runs from base 40 to 1053 and encodes 337 amino acids. Gene Ontology annotation, molecular function: palmitoyl-(protein) hydrolase activity.